This is a messenger RNA of Sitophilus oryzae (rice weevil), 4819 nucleotides long. RefSeq lists its product as uncharacterized. The transcript is spliced from 24 exons. The record is from RefSeq and is a predicted model, not a curated record. The coding region runs from base 149 to 4279 and encodes 1376 amino acids. Lineage: Eukaryota; Metazoa; Arthropoda; Insecta; Coleoptera; Curculionidae.
GGGGCCGUACCGUGUUACACACUUUUUCGUUAUUGGAAAUUGCGUUAUUAAAAAAAGUAGUGCGCUUGGUUAUAACUCACGACGGAUAAUACUUGACUAGAAAGUAUGUCCAAAUAGUUUUGGUCUAAAACCUGCCAAGUAUAUCACAAUGAAAAGUUAUCCCUACAUUCCCAGUAUGGUGCAAGCUAUCACUGUCCUUACGGUUUUGAAAAUGAUGACUAAAGCUCAAACAUCUUGCGGUUCUGGUUCCUUGAAUGGCAAAAUAUUGUACGAACGAUUACCCAAUAUACAAUUGCAAGGAUUUGAUGACGAUGUAGUUAGAGAUACGGCACCACCAUUUACGGUUCUAGAAAAAUGUCAAGAUAUGUGUCUAAGGGAUCGGUCGUCAAACAACAUCGUCAGGCAAUGUGCUUCUUUUGACUUUCAACCGGGAAGCAGGAUAGCAACAUUCAACGGAGACCCUCAAUAUGAAGAAAGUACGUGCUACCUCACUGGAGAACAAGCAAGACCAGAAGGACUAGGAACCUUGAUGCUUGCUCCUAAUAGUAUCCAUUUCACCGAAGUUUGCAUAUCAUCUAGUAGAACAGAACGAGAAUGUCCAAACCGUCGAUACGUGUUCGAGAGGCAUCCCAGGAAGAAACUCAAACUACCACCGGCCGAUAUCAAAGAAAUGGCCGCGACCAAUCGCAGCGAAUGCGAAGACAAGUGCCUCAACGAGUUCAGCUUCGUGUGUCGCUCAGCUACAUUCGAUUUAGGGUUGAGGACGUGUACUCUGAGUCGAUUUACUAGAAGAACUCACCCGGAGUUGUUGGAAGAUGAUCCUGACAGCGAUUAUUUGGAAAAUACAUGUUUGAAUGCCGAUAGACGAUGCGAUGGUUUGGCUGUAUUUAUAAAAGAAGAAAACAAACGCUUAGGAGGACCGUUCGAGGUGGACCUAUUCACCAAUUUGACAUUAGAAGAUUGUCAAAUAAUGUGUGUGCGCGCUGAAAAAUAUCUUUGCAGAUCAAUCGAAUAUGAUGAAAUGACAAAACAGUGCACGCUCUCCGAAGAAGAUUCCGUGUCCCAAAAAGACGACAUCGGAGUUUCUAGCAGCCCUACUCAUCAUUUCUACGAUUUCGUCUGUCUAGAUAGCCCCAGAGGAUCAGAAUAUCCAGAUAAUUCUGUAACGUCCCAUCUUUUUACGGAUAAAAAACCAGACACGGCAUUUCAACGAUACAGAAACAGCAGAUUGGGAGGAGAUCACAAUUCGGAGAUAUCUGGUCGAUCACUCAGUGAAUGUCUGGAUGAAUGCUUGAGACAGCCCAGCUUCCAAUGCAGAUCUGCGGAAUAUAGUGAGCGAUACAGAAGUUGCAGGUUAUCCAGGUUUAAUCAACGCGACGGCAUGAGAAUAAUCUACGAUGCAGAUUAUGAUUAUUACGAAAAUCUUAUGCUGGGUGGAGAUGGAGAUGGUUCCAGACCAGACGGAGGAGGAGUUUACCAUCCCGGAGACAGUGGCGGUACCUACAGACCAGGAGGUGGUUCUAGAUAUCCACCGGGAGAACGUUAUCCUAUUACGACGGGAAGUAGAUAUCCACCUAACGUGGAUGACUACGAUGACAGAUAUCCAUCCAGAAGACCAGGAGGAUAUCAGGAUAGGUAUCCCACUGAUGACAGAUAUGGUGGUAGAUAUCCCUCGGAUAGGUAUCCUUACAGACCUCUUGGUCCACCAAGGUACCCACCAUCUUCAAGCGGAGGAGACAAGUUUUAUCCUGUAGAUGACAGAGAUCGCGAUAGGUAUCCUUCUUACAUUCUUCCAUCAGGUGAAGGAGGCUUAUAUCCAAGGCCUAGACCAACCUACAGUGGAGGAUAUGGUGACAGGUAUGGCAGUAGAUACGGUGACAGGUACGACUAUAAACAAGACAGUUUUUAUGGAGAUAGACUUGGAGGAAGGGAUAGAUAUAAUAUUGAUAGAUACCCUGUAGGUGUAGGAAGAUAUCCUUCAGACAGAGAUAGAUACAGUGGCAAUAGGGAUAAAUAUUACCCGGAUAGAGAUAGAUAUAAUGGUGGAUAUCGUAGUCGAUACGAUGAAGAUGACCGAUACAACGCAAGGUAUGGUGAUCGCUAUAACGAUCGCUAUGGAGGUACUAGAUACGGCGGAAACAAUAAUAGAUACGAUGUUAACAGAUACGACACCAAUCGAUACAGUUACUAUGGAGAUGACCGAGAUGGUGGCAGCAGAUACUUUUUUAGACCACCGUCACCGGAUCGGCGACCAUAUGGUCGCCCUGUAGAAACUCGACCACCACUAGCACCCAGUUCGAUUGGAUACGAUGCUAGACCACCUUUGGGACCCUACACCAAUCGCAGACCUCUAUCGCCUGGACCAGAUGGACCCAUCUACGAUGGUCUGGGGCCUGUUGGACCCGGUAGACCAUACGCAUCGAGAUGUGACGACAGUGACAGUUUCAAACAGAUGGGUUCCAGACUGAGGGCAAGAAAAGAAUACGUCAGAAAAAGCAUAUUUACGCCAUCUUUGGGCAGAUGUCAGCAGGAGUGCGUAGAAGAAAGAGAUUUUAUAUGCAAAUCGUUCAAUUUCAGAGAAGCGGCACCGGGUCAUGAAAGCGACCGAGAAAACUGCGAAUUGAGCGACAGAGACACCAGAUACUUGGAAAUGGGAAAUUCGCAAUAUUUUGACAACACUGGCAAUUUUGACUACUACGAGAGAUCCAUAUCUGCAAAUGGACUUGAUGGAGACUGCCUAGAUGUAAGCCAAGUGUGUAGCGAGGAUGGAAUGGAAUUCACGCUAAGGACUCCCGAAGGCUUCUAUGGUCGUAUCUACGCACAUGGAUUCUAUGAUAGAUGUUUCUUUAGAGGGAAUGGUGGAACUAUCAAUGUUCUAAGAAUAAGUGGUGCUCAGGGCUAUCCAGAAUGUGGUACUCAAAGAUACGGAGACACUAUGACCAACAUAGUAGUGGUUCAGUUCAGCGACUACGUUCAAACCGGUAAAGACAAACGGUUCAAUUUGACCUGCUUGUUUAGAGGACCUGGAGAAGCAGUAGUAUCGUCUGGAUUCAUUGGUGCUGGAUCUGGUAGUCCGAUACCCAUCGAAUACUUGCCAGCCGAAAAUACCCUAAGCUCAAAGGUGAGGCUGAUGAUCUUGUACCAAGGCAGACCGACCACCACUAUAGCUGUGGGUGACCCGUUGACAUUCAGACUGGAGGCUCAAGAUGGAUACAACUACGCCACAGAUAUAUUUGCCACGAAUGUAGUAGCUAGAGAUCCGUACUCAGGAAGAUCCGUCCAACUUAUAGAUAGAUUUGGAUGUCCUGUGGACCCCUUUGUAUUUCCUGAGCUGGACAAAGGAAGAAAUGCCGACAGCUUAGAGGCCAGAUUCAACGCCUUCAAAAUACCGGAGUCCAACUUUUUGGUGUUUGAAGCCACUGUCAGAACGUGUAGGGAAGGCUGUCAACCAGCCUACUGUCAAACAGGAAGCGGAAGAUCAGAGCCAUCAUUUGGACGAAGAAGACGUUCAUUAAAUGACACGCAGGAUGUAAUUGAAACUCCGACAAAGAACAGCACCAACUCUAACUUGAUCAUGUCCAAAGACACGCAGAUUACUUCGAAGGAUUCAGCAAUGUCUGCUUUAAGCUCUAAAACUGACGAGCAAAAAAGCCAAAACGACGUUGUGGUCGGCGAGGAACCUACCAAAGUUUCCACGGAAAAAGCUAAAGAAGACGAACCUGAAUACGUGAGAGAAAUGAUAGAGGUGUUUGAUUCUCGCGAAGAGAUGCCUCAAGCCCGGAAAGCAGAACCGGCUCCGGAAUACGUCUGUCUCUCUCCCGGAGAGUAUCACGGAUUUAUUGGAACUAUUUUCGUGCUGGUCGCCAUUUUGCUCACAGCCUCGCUAUUGGCCGGUUUAGCCUAUCGCAAGUACUGGCUCGUUAUGAAGAAGAACAUGCUAGCCGAUCGUAUUUCAUCCUCUUCAAAUUCUUCUUCGACGGCUACCUCGUAUCCCACGACUAGGAGCAGCGGAUUGUCUACAGGCGUGUCUAUAUUUGGCACCAACAUCCAAAAACCCUUUUCCAACUUCAGCGUGGCGCGCGCCAGUAACUUCCCGAUCCUACCAAAGAUGGCGGAGUACGGCGAGGCCGCCGCCUCUAUGUCAACGCCCCCUGGCGGCCCCUUCGAAGACCCCAGCGAGCCUAUCUACACCGACCCGUCACUGUUCGAGCGGUCGCGCAGUCUGCGCAGCAUCGCCGUGUCCGCGAAGCGCAGACUGGCCGCCCAUCAACCCAAUUGACGUCACGACCGCGAGGAAAGUGAUCGUUUUAAUUAUACAGGAUGGUUUGUUUUCAUUGGAUGAAACUGGAAAACAUAUAAAAAUAGACUUUCCUCGUUAUUUUCUUGUGAAUGAAACUCAAAUAAUCAUCGCUUUAGAGAUAAUAUAAGCUGAAAAGGGUAAAAUAAGUCUGUUUUCCCAUCUAGUUGCAUAAAUAACUAUUGUAGUUUAAAAUAUAAUGUUAAAAAAUAGUACCAUCUGUUCACUAAAAAGCCUGUACCUAUCGGGUGUUCCACUAAGAAUAGUUUUCGACUGUAUCUCCUAAGAAGUAUUAGCCGAAGGGCCUGCAGAAAAAAAUAUUUAUUACUAAAGAGAAAUUAAAUAAAAAGUCAGCAAAAAAACGCACCUCAGUAUCUAUUUUCAAACCGAAGAUGUGAUGGUAGGCUUCUAGGAACUUAAAUAAUGUCCAGCAGUCGCAUGGCUUCUUUGGAAAUAUUAUUACUAGCUAAAAGUUUCCGAGAUACAGCCGAGAGCUAUUCUUAAGGAUGAUUCACGGUACAC